This is a messenger RNA of Seminavis robusta, 1656 nucleotides long. Lineage: Eukaryota; Bacillariophyta; Bacillariophyceae; Naviculales; Naviculaceae. The record is from the annotation of a GenBank genome assembly.
AUCAAUCACAGGCUAUCUGGCUUAUUCUUUUGACCAUUUUCCUUCACAUUGCAAAGAUAUAAGGGGGUUUAGAGUAGGGAAAUUAUCUACGGCAAUGGUUGACCAGUGGCCAUGAGAUCGAGGACCGCCCCCAAGGCAACACCACGGUACCCUUUGCUCUUGUCUUUCUGACCUUAUUGAGUAGCGUUAUAGAGACUUGUGUUCCUGCCAUUCACCAUGCCUCCUCUGGAGCCAUCUGAAGACAAAGAAGAAGGUCGUGAGCAAGCUCAGGAGGAGCUUAACAGUGUGGGUCCUCGUCGUGGUCAUGCCAAGUACAGCAUUGAUGCUGUAGCCGCAUCCAGCACUCAUGUUUUGUCCCCCCAACAACUCCAAGACUGGUUGCAUCAUCGCGUGUCGCGCCAACAAUGUCUCUCCAAGAAAUACUUUGUCAGUUGGCGGAAUUGGUGUACCGCGGCGGUUCAUGCCAUUCGCAGUUGUCUGGCCCAAGAGUUACCGCAUCCCCCGUGCGAUGCCCAAUUUGGCCGCUUGUUUUACCAAUUGGCUCAAGGCGUGGAUCGCGGUGAAAUGCCAUCGUUUGCCCAUCCCACCGCCCGAUCCGCCUAUGCCCUCGAAUUCUUUUGUCGAGCCCGACUCGUUGCGGAUCUACUCCUGACCAAGUACCAUCUUGGUAUUGCUGCUACUAUGAAACGUACUUGUGCGAGGGAAGGACAAGAAGACAGAUCAGAUUAUGAUGCCGAGGAGGAAGAAGAAGAUGUCUAUGCCCAAAAGUUUUGUCCUUUAUCAUCCACAUCCACAGGCACUACAGGCAGAACCUGCCGUGUCUUGUCCUUGGGAGGAGGACCGGGAUAUGACUAUGUAGGAGUUUUGCUUGCUGAUUGGUUUGGAACGUGCGGCCACAGCACCACUACCAUUCAGGGAACAGUCUUGGACUACGAAGAGGGAUGGCACGAUGUCGUAGAAGCCAUGAAUACGGCCACUCAAACGGCCCUUCAAACAUCUUCAUGUCUCCAAUGGGGCGGUACCUGCGACAUUACCCAAUCCCUCCUGGAUCAUCCUUCCAAUGCCACGAAUUGCCUCCCCUUGGUCGAUACUACCGACGUAUUCAUUUGUCAGUAUACCAUUGCCGAAAAUGCACAUGCCUUGCGACACUCCAACUACAUUUUCUUUCAACAACUCUUUCAACGAGCUCCAACCGGAUCGCUCAUUCUCCUCAUUGAAGUCACGCCCCGUCUGUGGCCCGACAUUGUGGCACUAUUACCGCCACUCGACACUGACACUACAAGAUUCCGCAUUGACUUUUGCAAGGCUCGGAAUCGAUCCAAUGGACCACAACUCAUGAUUCAAAAACUAUCCAUAACCACCAUUUCUACGUCUAGUACUGCUUUGGACCGGCACAAUCAACGGGCGCUCGAGGCAUGCGGGGAAUUUCGCAAACUGAAACAAUUGCACGACCGCAAAAUGGACGCUGGGUUUCAACGACAAUCGAGAAAGGUACGGGGGACCAAAUAACUAGACAAACCAACAAACAUGGCAAGCAAACAACCGCAUGGCAAAGGAACCUCCAUGGACCAUGCAUGUGCGAUCAAUACCGGCACAUAGAUGUAGUCUCCCGAUGUACAUAUAUACCCCUAGCUAUAGCUUUUGAUUCUAUCUCUU